AAUUAAGGGAGUAUAAAAAAGGAGAAAUAUUUCGAAUAGUUCAGUUAGUUUAGAAAAAAGUCGACGAAGAGAAGGAUUAAAUCUGAAGAAAAUGUAUUUCUUAAAAUUAUUAUUCUUUAUAUCUUCUUCCGCUUUUUGCAUUAAAUCGAUAGGAGCGCAGCUAUCGAAAUACAAAAAUUUGACAAACGAGGAUUUUAAAAAACUAUGUGUAAAAAAUAAUGAAGAUUUAGAAGAACUACACCAACAAAGUGGAUACGAUCAAAUGUAUCAAUCAUACAGGAAAUUUAUAAACAAUUCCAUAAGUAUUAAAGACUGUGUGGACAAUCCACUACCGGAACAAUUUCUCCUUAAUACGACGAUAAUUAAAAAAUGCAUUCAAGGAAAUAUUGAAUUGGACGAAACUAGCAUUCAACAACUCACUUACGAAACAAAACAAAAAUUUUGUGCUCUAAUGAAAAUUGAUUCCUAUUCCGAGGAGCUUGCAAGUCACAUGGAAAAAGUCGAAGUACCUUCUGAUUCAUUUCUUGAACAAUUUCCCAAAGAAUGUCACACUAUAUUGCAAACAACUUUCGAAAAUAGUGAUGAAUUUAAAAAUUUAGGAUUAUCAUAUACUGAAAAAGGACUAAGAGAGAUAACACAUCUUUUUAGAUGCUUAGUUAAAACAAUUAGAAAAGUAUCGAGCAAUGAAGAAACUGAAAAAAUCAGUCAAAUGUUUACUGAAUUUUAUGACAUUAUAAAAGCAGAUGUUAUAAACUCUACUAUGUGAAACACAUUUUAGAAAUUUACAAAAUCUUCAAAUUUUACAAUGAAAUUAUUAAAAAAUAUCCAAAUAAAUUAAUUACAAUUAUUAA
This is a messenger RNA of Leptopilina heterotoma, 851 nucleotides long. RefSeq lists its product as uncharacterized. The transcript is spliced from 4 exons. The record is from RefSeq and is a predicted model, not a curated record. NCBI's taxonomy places the organism in Eukaryota, Metazoa, Arthropoda, Insecta, Hymenoptera, Figitidae. Bases 92 to 766 code for a protein of 224 amino acids.